CAUGUAAACUGCCAUGGUUAUUGCCAUAAUUCUUUUCCCCCAAAACUCCCAUCACAUUUUUCACAAUCUUGCACUGCAUCUCAUGUACGUUCGAUUCAUUCGCUUUUCCGCUUUUUUCCGGUAACAACAUCCGAGCGCUUUUCCGUCUGCCGCAAUAAUACCUACACCAUCGCUACUAUGCCUCCCUUGCCAAUAUCUACUAUAAAUCUCAAAGCCCCAGCGCCGUUACCAUCUCCUCCUCGAGUAAUAAAGGGCAUCACGAUGGCUUUACCCGCCCCGCCGAGGGCAUUGUUUUUUGAUGUAUUUGGAACAUGCGUCGACUGGCGCGAAACUGUGACGCAGGCCUUGGAAGCACAGGCGCAUGUCGCUCUGAAUUCUGCUACAGCCUCGUUAGCUACCCAAUUGAGAUUGCGGGCAUCUAGUAUGACUCCAACACACUGGCACGAGUUCGCGCAGCAGUGGCGAAAUUCUUACAAAAAGUUCACCAGGGAACUGGCCGCAGAUCCCCAGAAACCAUGGAAGACUGUGGAUGAACACCACCUCGAUUCUCUGAGGGAACUUCUUGUGGAGUGGGAGCUCGACGGUCUCUGGACCGAUGAGGAUACCCGGACUUUGAGCUUAGUGUGGCACCAGCUUAAGCCGUGGUCUGAUUCAUCUCCGGGUAUCGCGUUGCUUAAUCAGUUGUUCUGGACUGCCACACUCUCAAACGGCAAUGUGUCUUUGCUCUCCGAUCUCAGGUCAUUUGGAAGCUUGGACUUCACCCAUAUUCUCAGUGCGGAGCUAUUCGGCUCAUAUAAGCCAUCGCCGAAGGUCUAUCUCGGUGCAGCCGAGAAGCUCGGCCUACGACCCGAUGAGUGUUGCAUGGUCGCUGCGCAUCUGAAUGAUCUGCAGGCAGCCAAAUCGCUUGGACUUCAAACCAUAUAUGUUCAACGGCCUAUGGAGGAAGACUGGCCGAAUGAGGAUGUUGACAAGGCUAGAAGCGAUGGGUGGGUUGAUCUUUGGAUUGGGGAGGGGCAGCAAGGGUUUGUCACUGUAGCAGAGAAGCUUGGUGUGGAAAUUCCUGUAUCUAAACUAAAGCUCAGUUCCUCAGCGUAA
This is a messenger RNA of Periconia digitata, 1095 nucleotides long. The record is from the annotation of a GenBank genome assembly. NCBI's taxonomy places the organism in Eukaryota, Fungi, Ascomycota, Dothideomycetes, Pleosporales, Periconiaceae.